Molecule: messenger RNA, 1617 nt
Organism: Uranotaenia lowii
Lineage: Eukaryota; Metazoa; Arthropoda; Insecta; Diptera; Culicidae
Product: C-type lectin 37Db-like
Exons: 4
Coding region: 315-881 (188 amino acids)
Biological process (GO): biological process involved in interspecies interaction between organisms
Cellular component (GO): external side of plasma membrane
Molecular function (GO): carbohydrate binding
Source: RefSeq, a predicted model, not a curated record
CGCUCCCGAUGCUUGCGCCAUGCGCUGGGUCCAGUUAGUUAAGCUUCAACUGCCAAUCGUUAACGAUCGACGCUCUCCCCUCGCUCGGACCACGCGUAGACGCGCAAAAGCAUGCGCAACGAUCGAUCAACUGGCGCGUAGUGUCGAAGUGCUUUCGUUUGGGCUCAUCUAAUUACGGGUUGUUGUUGUUUGUUCGAAUUCGAAGUUUGGUGCAAGUGAUAAGUGAUUCGGUAUUACGCGAAUCACAAAAAGGGGGUUAAUUUUAUCUCAAGGAAAAUUAAAACCCAGUGCAUAAUCAAAACCGGAAAACCAAAAUGUGGCGAAGCAGACACCUUCAAUUCCUUGGCAUAUUUCUGAUCCUGCAGCUGUGUGGAUUAUUUCAGAUGACAGGCAGUGCAACACCGAAAGCGCUUAGCAACAGUAAUCAUGAUUGUCCCAACUGCAUCGAAGAUUCCAGUGCGACCAACAGGUGGACGAUGCCCUUGCUGAAGCUUGGCGAGAAGCGAUACUACCUUAGCAUAUUCUUCAAAGCUAACUGGUUCAAAGCGCUACAGUACUGCCGAUAUCAUGGAAUGCAACUGGCCAGCAUCCAAUCGCAGGAGGAAAACGACCGCCUGGAGAAAUACGUUAAGGAUUAUGGCCUAGCGGCGGAACACUUCUGGACAUCGGGUACCGAUUUGGCUGAAGAGGGCAGCUUCUUCUGGAUAUCGAACGGUCGACCGCUUUCAUUCACCAACUGGAACGCCGGGGAACCAAACAAUUUCCGGUACGAAAACGGCGAGGAGGAGCACUGUUUGGAGCUAUGGAACCGAGACGGCAAAGGCCUGAAGUGGAACGAUACUCCCUGCAGCUUCGAGACGUACUUCAUCUGUGAGGUCUAGAGUCGGAGUUCCGAGUUGGUGAAAACACUGGAAUAGCUCAUUUUGUUGUUGUUUCGCAUUCGAUUGUUACCCAUUGAGAAAACCAUUCUGUCAACAAUAUUGACGAUCAUUAAAUUCCAAAUUCAUACAGUUGUGAGCAGCCAUAUUCUUCCAUUUGCAUUGCUGGGCUUUUCACCAACUUAUUCGCGUACAAUGUUAAGCGGAGGAAGUCGUCAAUCAUCUGUGAGAUAGAACAUGGAAGCACUUUCUGAGUAUCUGUAUAUCAAUUCGGUUUACUUAUGUAUUAUGUGUAGUUGUUAAGCGUUGUUCAAGAAACCAUUUCAAAGAAUCAAGUCUGUUCAAAUCUCUUACUCGUGUAUUGUAGGUAACGUUUGUAUGACAACCAUUUCUAACUUAAAGUAUUGUGUAUUGUGUCAAACAACAUUUAUGUAGAUUAUGUAUGGUUUAAAGAAAUUUACAGUAAUCAAGAAUCUAUUUGAACUAUUUAUCUAGUGGCGAUAUGAAGCUCAAGCAAAGAUUUAUUCUUCUUUCCCAAAUAACAAACUGAAAUUCGCGACUUCUGAAGAGAUUAAAUAAGCUGCCAAUAAUGUUGGAGCCCAAAAAAGGGUCGCGGGAAGGAUUAGCAUACCUUAGUUUUAAUGGAAUCAAAACGAUUGUAAAUAUGGUUUACUUUCCUUUUGUGUUGCCGGCCAGAGUGUAAUAAAAUAAAAGUCAAUAAAUACACUACCAAAUUGUG